AUGAUCAUAAAAAAGAGAAAGAAAAAAAAUUCAAGAAACACAUAUUUCAUAUAUAUACUGUUCAUCCUGUACGUAAUUCAAAUGAAAAUAUUAUUAUCAAAAGAACUUUCUUAUUGUAAUUUACAAAUUCAAACUAAAGAUAAAGUAAGACCCCGUUGUAUGUUAAAAAAGUCACAUGUUGAUAAUAGUAAGUAUACAUUUUUUUUUCAUGACAUCAAAAGAAAUAAAAAAAAGAACAUGUGUAAACUAUACUUUGUGAAUAAUAAUAAUAAUAUAGUGCGUAUAAAAAAGGGUCCAAGGAAACGUAAGACCAUUAAUAAUAUUGAAGAAAAUAACUUUAUAUGUAAUUUAUUUGGAAGAAAAAAUAUUAUAAAAGACGAUGUAACAGUAGCUAUUAAUAACUCGAAUAAAUUAGUUAACAACAUUGAUAAUAAUUGUAGUAGUAAUAAUAUUAAUAGCAAUAAUAUAAGUAAUAACAAUAAUAAUAAUAAUAAUAAUGAUAUUAUAAAAAAAAGUUCUGAUUUAAUUAAACACUUAAACUUUAAGUUUGACGAAGAAUGUAACGAUAUUAUGAUCCGAAUAGGAAAUUUUUUAGAAGUGUCACCACAUUUAUUAUUUAAAGAUGUUUGUGUGAAUUUAAAUAAAUUAUUUACAAACUUAUAUACAAAUGAUAAUGCAAAUAUUCCUUUUGGUAGUACAGAGCAUACAUUAAAUGUGACUGAUGAUGUUAUUAAACUUAAUAAAUUUAAAAUAUAUUGUGUAUUAGGUUUAAAAGUAUUAAGAACAUUUCUAAUAAAAUAUCUAAGAAGUAUUAAAUUAUGUAUUCCUGUCGAAGUAAGAAAAAGAUAUAUAUAUGAUUUUUUAAAAGUAGAAUAUAUAUCAAAAGUAUAUCAAGAAAAAUAUAAUUUAAUCGAUUAUAAAAUAUUUUCAAAUAUAUCUGAUAAAUUAAAAACAAAAUUAAUAUAUAUGUAUUUAUCAUUAAAUCCAAGAGAUGUGCCAAACGUUUUAAUAAGAAUUUUCAAAGCUGCAAAUUAUAAUGAUGAAAAAGAAUUAUUAUAUAAUUAUAUAAAACGUUGUACAUUUACAUCCAGAGGUGGAAAAAGAUUUUCUAAAAUUAUUAAUAAAGAAUAUAUUACAUUAUAUGAUAAAGAAAAAUUAAUUAAGAAACAUUCAUGUGAACAAGAUAUAUUAUGGAUGAGAUUUUUUUCUUUAGUUAAAGAACAUAAUAACGAAAUCAUAAAUAAAAAAAAAAUAUUAAGAGAAACAUAUCGUCUUGUCUUUAGUAAAAUUAAUUUUUUUGAUGAAAAAAUAGUUAACCUAUUUAAAAAAAAAGGAUUUGAAAUUUUUGAUCAAAAUAUAAGUCAAAAUUUAAAUAUAAAUAAAUAUAUAAAACUUUCAACAAAUGAUAAUAUACAAAAUCAUAACGAUUUCACAACAAAAGAUAAAUUAAUAAUUGGACAUUAUAGAAAAUUGUCAAUAUUAAAUUAUAUCCAUAAUUUGAAAUAUUUUAUUCUUGAUUAUAUUCAAAAGACACAAACAUUACAUCAUAAUUUCUAUUUAUUAAAAAAAAAUAUUAACCAUACAAAAAAUAUUUAUUAUGAUGAUACAAUAUCUAAAAAUACAAAUUUAUAUCAUUUUACAAAUUUCAAAAAAGAUGAACAAGUAGAUACUGUAGUGGAUAAUAUAGAACAAAAUAUAACAAACAUUGAUUGUCAUAAUAACGAUAAACAAAAUAUAAAUAAAAUUAACGACAAUAAUAAUGAUAAUAAUAUUAACUGUCAUCAUGACAAUAUUGUUACUUCUAAUGUAAUGAAUACACCUAAUAAUAUUCAACCAGAAAAAAUACAACAUGAUAAAAUGGAACAAUCAAAUAAUAUUAAUGUUAAGAAUAAUGAAACAAAUAAAUUAUCACAAACAGAUAUAAACUUAUAUUGUGAUAAUAUUAUAAAUAAUACUAUAGAUACUAUUUUAGAUAUUAUGAUGGAAAGUUCAGGAUUCAAAAACGUCAAAACAAUCAUGGGAAUAUAUACUUCCUUGUUAAAUAAUAAGGAUUUAAAAUUAAUUGACUUCAAAAAUAAAUUCUAA
Molecule: messenger RNA, 2085 nt
Organism: Plasmodium gaboni
Lineage: Eukaryota; Apicomplexa; Aconoidasida; Haemosporida; Plasmodiidae
Exons: 1
Coding region: 1-2085 (694 amino acids)
Source: RefSeq, a predicted model, not a curated record